AUGGCUGAGGAAUCUGAGGUAAUUCCUGAAACCAACGAUAACAGUAGUCCUUCAAACCAGGUUCUGGACGAAAACCGUGAAGUGAUUGUUCAAUAUGUUAGAAAAGUUAAAGAACAUCGUGACUUGGAACAAAAACUCAAACAACUUCGAGCUGAUAUGGUGGAGCUGAAUAGGAAGGAUGCUAAGAUAGAGGACGAUUUAAAGGCUUUGCAGAGUAUUGGUCAAAUUGUGGGAAAUGUACUCCGGAAAAUCGAUGAUAACAAGUACAUCGUUAAGGCUAGUUCUGGUCCUCGUUACGUUGUCUGUUGUAAGGUGAACAUUGACGUGAAUUUGCUUAAAAGUGGUACCAGAGUAGCUCUUGACAUGACUACUCUCACAAUUAUGAAAGUUCUACCAAGAGAAGUUGAUCCAAUAAUAUACAACAUGUUAAAUAAAGACGACAACGCCAAGGAUAAUAAGGAUAAGGAUACAUAUAAUUCAAUAGGUGGAUUAAAUAAACAAAUUAAAGAAAUGAGGGAAGUCAUUGAAUUACCAUUAAAAAAUCCAUACCUCUUUAAACGCAUCGGUAUAAAACCACCAAAAGGUGUUUUAUUAUAUGGACCACCAGGAACUGGGAAAACUCUGUUGGCCAGAGCCUUAGCUAAUGAUUUGGGAUGUAAUUUCCUAAAAGUUGUUGCCUCAGCCGUUGUUGAUAAAUAUAUCGGUGAAUCAGCUAAAAUUAUACGUGAAAUGUUUGGAUAUGCAAAGGAUAAUCAACCUUGUAUAAUAUUUAUUGAUGAGAUAGACGCAAUUGGUGGUAGAAGGUUUUCACAGGGUACAAGUGCUGAUCGUGAAAUUCAGAGAACUUUGAUGGAACUACUUACACAUCUGGAUGGAUUUGAUGAGCUGGGCCAAGUUAAAAUUAUAAUGGCCACCAAUAGACCAGAUGUGUUAGACCCUGCACUUCUCAGACCAGGAAGAAUUGAUCGUAAAAUAGAGAUUCCACUCCCAAAUGAAACCGCUAGAAUCGAGAUAUUAAAAAUACAUACACAAAAAUUAAAUAUACAAUAUCCCAUCAAUUUUAAUAACAUAUGUAAAUUAUGUGAUGGGUUUAAUGGAGCAGAUUUGAGAAAUAUAUGUACAGAGGCCGGUAUACACGCCAUACGUAACAUGAGGGAUUACAUAAUUGAAGAGGAUUUCUUUAAAGCGGCAAGGAAGCUUACGGAGAAUAAAAAAUUAGAAGGCACAUUGUCAUAUGAACAAGUUUAA
Messenger RNA from Theileria parva strain Muguga, 1248 nucleotides. RefSeq names its product 26S proteasome subunit P45 family protein (gene RPT4B). The record is from RefSeq and is a predicted model, not a curated record. Gene Ontology annotation, cellular component: cytosolic proteasome complex; proteasome regulatory particle, base subcomplex. Gene Ontology annotation, molecular function: ATP binding; ATP hydrolysis activity; proteasome-activating activity. NCBI's taxonomy places the organism in Eukaryota, Apicomplexa, Aconoidasida, Piroplasmida, Theileriidae. The coding region runs from base 1 to 1248 and encodes 415 amino acids. Gene Ontology annotation, biological process: positive regulation of RNA polymerase II transcription preinitiation complex assembly. The transcript has 6 exons.